Cygnus atratus (black swan) is the source of this 7866-nucleotide messenger RNA. It is a transcript of the gene BACH2, whose product is annotated as BTB domain and CNC homolog 2. Bases 130 to 2490 code for a protein of 786 amino acids. Gene Ontology annotation, biological process: regulation of transcription by RNA polymerase II. Gene Ontology annotation, molecular function: RNA polymerase II cis-regulatory region sequence-specific DNA binding; DNA-binding transcription factor activity, RNA polymerase II-specific; protein binding. NCBI's taxonomy places the organism in Eukaryota, Metazoa, Chordata, Aves, Anseriformes, Anatidae. The transcript has 6 exons. The record is from RefSeq and is a predicted model, not a curated record.
CACGACCCGCGGCCCCGGGGCGGGCGGCAGCACCCUGCCUGCUCUCCUCCCUCCCGCAGGACAGCUUACCUGCCACCGCCGAGCUUUUUCAAUAUAAAACACUGCGAGAGGGUGACGGGUGUGAACGGCAUGUCUGUGGAUGAGAAGACUGACUCCCCCAUGUAUGUGUAUGAGUCAACGGUGCACUGUACCAAUAUUCUCCUCUGCUUAAAUGACCAGCGCAAGCAGGAUAUUCUCUGCGACGUGACGCUCAUCGUGGAGGGGAAGGAGUUCCGCGCCCACCGGGCUGUGCUGGCCGCCUGCAGCGAGUACUUCUUGCAGGCCUUGGUAGGGCAGACGGAAAAUGACCUGGUUGUCAGCCUGCCAGAUGAGGUCACUGUCAGGGGAUUUGGUCCAUUGCUACAGUUUGCCUACACUGCGAAGCUGUUACUCAGCAGAGAAAACAUCCAGGAGGUCAUCCACUGCGCUGAGUUCCUGCGCAUGCACAACCUGGAGGACUCCUGCUUCAGCUUCCUUCAGACACAGCUGCUGAACAAUGAAGAUGGCCUGUUCCUGUGCAAAAAAGAUACCACCUGUCAGCGCAUGCACGAUGAAGAGAACUCGGAUGGAGACGAGGAGGAGACAAUGGAAUCGGAGACGUCAAAAAUAUCUUGCCCAAGAGAGAGAAUGCACCAGGAGUCCUUCAAUUUUGAAGCCACUGUUGCUGGAGCAGACAAAGGAGAAGGGAUGCUGCCUGACCCUGACAUGCUGAGAGAUAGCAAGGACAAUUUGGACAAAGAUGCAGUAACACGGUACCCCAGAUACAAGAAAUACCAGCUUGCUUGUACCAAGAAUGUCUACAACACAUCACACAUCAGUACCUCAGGUUUUGCAAGCACAUUCAGUGAAGAGAGCUCUGGAAAUGGCCUCAAAUCAGGACUUGCUAUGGGGCAGAUAAAAAGCGAGCCUCAAAAUGAAGAGAACGAUGAAGAAAGCAUCACACUUUGCCUGUCUGGAGAUGAACCUGACAUCAGGGAUAAAGAAGGGGAUGUUGAAAUGGACAGGAAACAGCCAAGCCCCACUUGUGUCGACAGGCCGAAAAGUGGGUCCUCUCCUUCUUGCUUGCGGUCUUUCUUCAACAGAACAAAAAGCAUAGAUUUGGUUGGCUUCCCCAGCACUUCCCAACAGCACUUUGGCAGGAGUCCAGCAUGCCCUUUUGAAAAAGGGACAACUCAGGGUGACCACAAAACUGAUUAUGUCCCUUUCACGGGGAACUAUGGACAGUCCCAUGCCAUGCAGAAGGAUGCUUCCAACUUCACAGUGGGAUCGCCACUCAGGGGGCCCGGCUUUGAAACUCUCUGUAAGCAAGAAGGGGAACUGGACAGGAGGAGUGUUAUAUUCUCUUCAAACGCUUGUGACCAAGUAAACACUUCGGUGCAUUCAUAUUCUGGUGUGAGCAGCUUGGACAAAGACCUCACUGAGACUGUGCCAAAGGGUCUGUGGGCUGGUGGCAGCCAGUCUCUGCCCAGCUCCCAGACCUAUUCCCACAGCGGACUGACAGCUGAUCACUUGUCGGGAAGGAUGCGGCCGAACACCAGCUGUCCAGUGCCAAUUAAAGUUUGCCCUCGCUCGCCUCCUUUGGAAACCAGAACCAGGACCUCCAGCUCAUGCUCCUCCUACUCGUACGCAGAGGACGGCAGCGGCGGCUCUCCCUGUAGUCUGCGUCUUUGUGAGCUCUCCUCUUCCCCCUGCUCCCAAGGCCCCCGAUUCCUGGCGCCCGAGCACCAGGAGCCCGGUGUGGUGGGAGAUGGAUUGUACAACCCAGUCCGAGCCCAGAUUAAAUGUGAGCCAUCCUAUGGAACAAACUCCAGCGAUGAGUCUGGGUCAUUCUCAGAAGCAGACAGUGAAUCAUGUCCUGUGCAAGACAGAGGGCAUGAGGUGAAACUUCCUUUUCCUGUUGAUCAAAUCACAGAUCUUCCAAGGAAUGAUUUCCAGAUGAUGAUAAAGAUGCACAAGUUAACCUCAGAACAGCUCGAGUUCAUCCACGAUGUUCGCCGGCGCAGCAAGAACCGAAUUGCAGCUCAGCGCUGCCGCAAGAGAAAACUGGACUGUAUUCAGAACCUCGAAUGUGAAAUCCGCAAGUUGGUGUGUGAGAAAGAGAAAUUGCUCUCAGAAAGGAACCAGCUGAAAGCAAGCAUGGGAGAAUUGCUAGACAACUUCUCAUGUCUUUCCCAAGAAGUGUGUAGAGACAUGCAGAGCCCAGAACAGAUCCAAGCCCUCCACCGAUACUGCCCCGUUCUCAGGCCCAUGGAUCUGCAGACAGCCACCACCAUCAGCCCCUCCCCAGCCGGUGUGGAGCAGAGCCUGGUGCCGUCCCAGUGCGUCGGGGAGAGCAUGCAGUGCUGCUCGGAGCAAGGCUCGGUGCAACUGGGAGCGCCCUGGCUGCCCAACAACGUCUCGGAGAAUUGCUCGGCCGGCGGCGGGGGUUUGGAUGGAGCUGAGCCAGGGUAAAGUAUAUUUCACUCUUUAGAGAAAAACGUAUUUGACAACUGGAUCUGUUCAUCAUACGUUCCACGAAGUAAAGUAAACGGAGAUCACAUCAAUACACUUCGGGGGGCUUCUUUUCCAGCCCCGGUCUGCAUCCUUUACUCAUGGAAGCAACUGCUGCUCCGAGUAGUCCCUGUAGCCUCACCUCAGCUUUCCUCAGACAUUACCUGUUUCCUUCGCCAGACCCGAGCUGCAGAGGUGGGUCUGGCGAAGGCAGAGAUCCUGCCUGGGUAGGAAGAGUUGCAGGAUCAGACCCCUAACCGUUGACUUUGGUUUCCCUACAGAAGUCAAGUUAGCACUGUAUCCUCUAAGAGCAAAUCACACGUCUGUCGACACCCACUCGGGUCGCUUACCCUUCCAGUUCUUGUGUUCCAGGAUCCUCUCGUCCUGCAGCAUUGCCCUCAGCACAAACCGCAGCUAAAAGAGCCCGGUCUCAAAGGAGACUACUCAGUGAAUUGGCUUAGUUGUAACUGUAUUGGAUUUGUAUCUGAAGCGAUGUUGACUCAUGUUAUGACUGUGUGAGACAGCAGCUUUCCGAGCAUAACAGCUGUAUGUACAGUGUAGACAGAAGAGCGUCCUCCUAAUGCUUUUUUAAUAAUUAUUAUUACUCUAAGUGUACUGAGUUUUUCUUUUGUGGUUCUUUGCCCUACGUGUGCCAGGUUGCGUGGCUUUAUCCUGGGCGACGACUGUCGUGUGCUUUACUGGCUGAUAUCGUUUGUUCUUGCUGAAAAAAUUGACCAGCUGUUCACACCUGUUCAAAAAAAAGACAAAAAGAGUAUGGGGGGAUAGCGGCUUCUCAGAAGCACUGGGCGAUAAUGUGGUCUUCUGCACUAACGUUUACACUCGAGGUGUGCGCUGGUGCUUUUUUUGAGGCACCCAGUAGAUCAGCAUCUUUACCUUGGAGGAGGAAUCAGCUCCCUCUCUCCCCUUCUUCCAUCUUCAGACUGUGCUCAUGGACCGUCGCGCGCUUGCCACAAAGUCUUGCUUUUACCCUCUGCACCCACACUAUUGUAGCCGAGCUACCGAGGAGGAAAUGCAUAUAGCAUGUGCCAUGUUUGUUGAAAAUACUUUUUUUCCCCGCAUGUACAAAGAAAAUCUAGUAUAUAAUGUAGGAGAAUAUUUAUGUUUAAGUAUUAAUCAUUACUGUACAAAAUCCUUACCUUUAGAUGUUCAAAAGUAUACGAAUGCCAUAAACUCCUAGUUCACACGGUUGAAAAAGGGGGAGGAGUCGUCCUUUCUUUUUACAAGAGCUUAAGCUAAAACUAUUUGAACCCCCUCCCGGCCACCUUUUGCAGGUAACUGAGUGAGAAGCUCUUGCGGGGGGAUUGGAUUUUCCUUUGGAUUCAUUGACGUUGCAAAGCAGUUCUGUGCUUCGCAGAGAAGUUUUGUUUCUAUGAGACCAUGGUGAAAGCUAGAAUUUAAAACUAAAUGUGAAUCACAUUAUAGACUCAUAGCUACUUGGGGGGGCUGGGGCGGAGGGAGGGAAGGGUCAACUGACACAGUAUUUUAAAGAUGUUUUUCUGUUGCCUUUUUUUUUAAUUUUUAAGUGACCUCCUAUAUAUAUCAAUAGGUAGAAUGUUUUAUGAGCGUAAAACCAAGUUUUAACUUGCUUCCUGACAUGAAGAUUUACUCUACUAACAACUCAUGUGCAACUGGUACUCUUGACCUCAUUCCAACGGUUUAAAAAACCCACCCACACAACCCAUUGCGCUGCAGCUCUUAGGUUUGACCUGGCUUCAUACUGGUGCUGGGUCUCUUGAUUUCCUCUACCUUGGGAACUGGUGUUUAAAACCACUGCUCAAAUAAGUGUCUCUUCCUCAACCUUUUCUCUCCUCUCGCUCUCUUUCCCUCCCCCGUGAGCUUUUCUGGAUGUUUGAUUUCAUUCUUUCCCAUUAGAAGUGGCUGAUUUUGUGUCAUUGCUUCCUAUAUUUACAUGUAUCAUGGUUUUUCAGUGGGUUUUUUUUUUUUGGUGGUGGUGGUGGUUGUUUUUUGUUUCUAUUUCGUCUUGAGUUUUUUUUUUGCUAUUCUGAACCACGUGGCUCUCAAAACUGUUACCGGGCUAACUUUAAAGGAAGGCAUUGGGAGAAUUAGUUUCAGACCUGGACGUCAGUUAGCAUACCCAGCUGCUCUCGUCAUGAGGUCAAAACAGCUGACCACAAGGACACCGUUAGAAAGAAAAGAACAAAAAGAAAAAAAAAAAAAAGGUGACUGCAGUAUUUAUUAGUGUGAAGAGUUUGGCCAGUGGUCACCAUGAUCUUAAGUGAGGAUCUCUUUGCAUUUGUCAAAGAGGACACGUGCAGCAUCUGUCCUGCCAGGCAGUGCUUGGGAAAGGUGUGACGAGCCCCCGUCUCCCUGCUGGGCACUGCAGUGCUCUCAUGGGCAUGCGAGUCCUCGAAGCUUUGUCCAGGCUGUACCUAGUCCUCCUCUUCCUUUGCCAUUGCUAUCCUUGUAUCGCCAGGAAACCUCAUUUCAUUUAGGCUCGUUAUGCUUUGUCAGGUGAGUACUACACUAUAUAAUGUGUUUGUUUCUCUGCGUUCUCUGGGGGUGCCUUGAACACAAUUAAAGCUCAUUGCAAGCUGAUUCUGGAACAAAAAGGUAGUGCAAAAAAAAAAUAAAAAGAAAAAAACAGAAACAGAGAGAGAGAAAACAAAACAGAAAACAUGCAAAAUGCAAAAGCGAAAUGUUGGCUGUGUUAUCAGGAGAUCCCAGUAUUUAUAUCACAAACUUCCUAACAUAUGAUGACUCAGGCGUCAGAGUUUGAUGCUGCAGUAUAAAACUAUUAUUUUAUAUAUUGUACAAGUAAUUUAUUAAAUGUCUUUCUAAGGGUAUAUGCUGCUUUUAAGAUGCACUAUAUUUUUGGAUCUAAUCCUUGUAUUAUUUUUUCCCAAGGAAGUAAAAUGUGCUGCAAAGGCAAGCCACGGUGAUUAGUAUGCUAACUGCUACUUCUCUUUAAAAAGGAGAGUGGGAACUAGAUAAAUAACUUUGCUAAACAGAUUAACUGCUGCCAGAGAAAUGAUUAAUGCUGAUAGUGUGGUUGUUAAUCUGGAGUUCAACACUUCAUCAAGUCUGUAUUCUAAAGAGCGCUUAAAUAGAAGUUAAAAUGCCUAGAUAGAUAGUUAGAUCUUUUAAUAUGUAUGUUUAUGAUUGCCUAAGGAAAAAAAAAAAAAAACAAAUCUGCAUGCUGGAAUCACUAUAAUCUUGUAAUAAAAUAAAAUCUGAUCCACUAGGAGAAAGCAUGAUGAAGCGCUGUAAUGCCAGGCUCACUUGUGUCAUGUAAUCCACUACUGUGGUUGUUAAAAAGGAGAGGGAUGGGUUUCCAGAGUAGACCUGUAGUGAAUUUUGCAGUGAGACAAGGUGAACGUUUGCCAGGUUUACGCAAGCUCGCAUUUUGUCCUUUACUGUUGCAACGAGGAGCACUGCUUUCACCUUUCUUCUGAUCCGAAACGCGUUUGGAGGUGUCUUCGGGUGAACGUUGUAGCCCAAGCUUGCAGCAUUUUAAAAGUCUAUAUUUUAGGUCUGUGUAGAGAAGGUUUAGCUUCAGUGUGAGCAGCGGAGCUGAUGGCCUUGCAUAAGGAGGGAUCUGCUAAGUAUCGGGUGGCUUAUUUUUGUUGGAAGUGAGGUGAAACUAAAACCAUUACCGUAAAGAACUUAUGCUCUCUUUCCUGCUAGAAAUUUCCUCAACAGAGUUUUUACUUCAUUUCAGUUUUGUCUCUGCCAACACAGUCCAAGUUAAUUUUAUAUAGAUAUCUAUAAUACGUGUAUGUAUGUAUACAUACAUAUAUAAUUCUAGUCAGUGUGUGUUUGUGUAUUUUCUUGUUUAUAAUACCUAUGUGUAUAUUUAUAAUACUCCUUGGAGUAUUUCAUGACUCAGGCAUCAGAUCUGAUGCUGCAGAAUCCAAUAUAUGUGUAUAUGCAUAUGUUCAAAUACUGUGUGUAUAUUUAAAAGAUCUAUUGUUGGUGGUCUGUAGAAUAAUUAUUCUCCUUACUCUCAAAAUUUUAAUGGCAUUACUUGCAAGGACUAAGUGUAUAGUAUUUUCCUACACUCCACCAGGAUAGGUGUUAUUUAUAUCAAAGUCAAAUACUGAUAUGCAUUUUAAGGUAUUACACAUACAAUGUUGCCAUUUUUGCAAAUAAAACCACUUUUUGGCAGGAAGGAAUCCUAAAAAUACCUUUUUGUAAGGGAAUUACCCCAGACAAACGACUGCUGAAAACCCAGUUAGAUGACUCCUGUUCUCGUACAAAUUUUACUUGCUGUGGGAAGAGCCCUUUACGGAGGCGAAAUGACGCGCGCGGUGCCGCCCUUGUCCCUUUCGUCUCAUUAAGGGCACGCAGAAUGAAACUAGCAUCCCAAAACAGAAAUGGCAGCUGGCAGCGUUUGAUCUCACUGAUUGCUUAGAAGCAGAGAUGGUCCCAGGCUGCGGACCCGAACGGCCCCUGGGACUGGGGUCGCUGUCAGGGCUCGGCCCCGUAGCCGGAGGCAACGCAACCUCCGGGGCGCGAUUGCACAGGACGGUGCUCCCUCGCGUUUGCUGUAUACCUGAGAGAAAUGUGCAUGCUAUAGAUACUGUUCCCACUACUACUUGUGCUCUGACCGAAGCUAUCUGGAUCCCGCAGGCUGGCAGGAAUUAUACUAAACACUUUGGUGAUAUUUGAUGCGUGUUUGUUUACUAUUGAUUUCAAGCAUCGCCUUUGAUUUCAAGGGUGGGGAUGCCCUAAGAGUUUGUUCCAGAACCAGUUGGUUACAAGUGCACCUCUUAUAUAUGCCUUACAAACUUCAGAGGCCAUAUUCAAAACAGGGUUUUAUCAGUGUAUGCAAGGGGGUGCAACCCCUCUUCUCUUCCUCCCCAGGUCAAACAGUAUGGACAGUUUUCACACAUAUCUACCUGUAUAACCCUCUGUACCUCUCAUAACUGGUCAAUGACUGUAACAGGUUACAUCAGGUGUUUUUUCUACAUACUUUUUACACAAAUUCUAUGCGAUUAAUGUAACUUAAUUCAAUGCAUCAUUUUAUUGUACUAGUUCUUAAGCUUGUCUUUAUUUUUUUUCUAGGUGACUGUGGUUUCUUGUGAUUUUUAUUGUAUAAAUAAAUGAGGUGGCUGUUGAUGCUUACUCUCUGUUACUAAGAAUUUUUACCUUUUUGGAAGAAAGCAUUGCUAUGAACUAAUGAAUUUAAAAUGUCAUUUACUCAUUGUAAAUACAGUAUUGUGCAAAAAACAAAAAUGAAAAAAAAAAACCACCCGACUCGCUUCAUUCAUUUGAAUUGCUAGUGUUAACUGAAUUUUGUCUAGACACCAUUUCUGUUGAUGAAAUAAAGACAUAUCAUUAUGUAUUGUAAAUUGA